AUGAGGAACCCGCGGCCCGAACCGGAGCCGCUGCUGCACCACGGCUACUGCGGCGAGCCGACCGCGCCGCCGGCCGCUCCCCGGCCAGCGGCGGCGCUCGGCCGGCCCGACGAGUACACAGCUGAACAGGCGGACGUCAAGCCGCCCUUCUCGUACGCCCAGCUGAUCGUGCAGGCGGUGACGUCAUCGCGGGAUCGGCAGAUGUCGCUGAGCGGCAUCUACUCGUUCAUCACGCGCACCUACCCGUACUACCGCACCGCCGACAAGGGCUGGCAGAACUCGAUCCGACACAACCUGUCGCUGAAUCGCUACUUCGUCAAGGUGCCACGCAGCCAGGAGGACCCGGGCAAGGGCAGCUUCUGGCGCAUCGAGCCGCUCUCGGAGGCCAAGCUGGCCGAGCAGGCCUUCCGGCGGCGGCGGCAGCGUGGCGUGCACAGCGUCGGCACCAGGUCUCCCGGACCCCAGUGUGACGUCAUUGAUACCAGCCGGUGACGUUUCGCUCUCGCCGUGCGACAUCACAUUCCUACCGGAGACCUGAGAGAGG
Pollicipes pollicipes is the source of this 544-nucleotide messenger RNA. RefSeq names its product forkhead box protein K1. Gene Ontology annotation, molecular function: RNA polymerase II cis-regulatory region sequence-specific DNA binding; DNA-binding transcription factor activity, RNA polymerase II-specific. The coding region runs from base 1 to 492 and encodes 163 amino acids. NCBI's taxonomy places the organism in Eukaryota, Metazoa, Arthropoda, Thecostraca, Pollicipedomorpha, Pollicipedidae. Gene Ontology annotation, biological process: regulation of transcription by RNA polymerase II. The transcript is spliced from 5 exons. The record is from RefSeq and is a predicted model, not a curated record.